AUGCGACCCCAAAUUCGAAUACCCAUUCCGUUCCUACUCCCUUGUAGCUGCCCUAUAUCGGCAUCAGCAUCUUCGUCGUCAAUAUCGUCCAAUUCCUUAUUCCUGUAUGCUCCCAAUUCCCGACUGUCACAAUGGACAUGUCGCCAAUGUCUGGAGCAACGUCGGGUGCAAAGACAUCAGAUCGCCCACCUUCUUUCGCGUGAAUAUUCAACGACUACACCACAGUUUCAAAAGUUCAAUAAUAACUGGGGGAACAACACCAAUGAUAAGAGGCGGCCUAGAAGGGCGUUGCGAUAUGCCGCGGCAGGGGGAACGUUGGGGGCGGCGUUGUUCGCGUUCUCGGACGAUUUGAAGCAUGUAUAUUCGGCGGCGGAAAGGACGGGGAGGGUUAGUGUUGCGUUGGCCGUUUGCAUUAACGACUACCGCAAGACCUUAAACCGAGAUUCGGACUCCGAGGAAGAAAAAGCGGAGUGGUUGAAAGCCUGCCACAAGCGCUGCGCGCAACGGACCCUGCGCGUGCUGGAAAAGAAUGGAUCAAUAUUCAUCAAGCUGGGACAACACUUGAGUAGCAUGGGUUAUCUCUUGCCACUGGAAUGGACUACGACAUUUAUCCCUCUGCAGGAUAAAUGCCCGGUCUCUUCGUUUGAGUCAAUUGAGGAGAUGUUCGUCAAGGAUACUGGACACACGAUCGACGAGCUUUUCUCGAGUUUUGAUAGAGUCCCCAUCGGAGCUGCAUCCCUGGCGCAGGUUCAUGUCGGUGUGCUAAGGGCAACAGGCCAGAAGGUUGCGGUGAAGGUCCAACACCCCACGUUGGCUGAAUGGGUUCCGCUAGAUCUUGCAUUGACCCGGUUUACAUUUUUGAUGCUGAAAAAGUUCUUUCCGGAAUACGAUCUUGAGUGGCUAUCUAAUGAGAUGGAGUUUUCUUUGCCGCAGGAGUUGGAUUUUAGAAUGGAAGGGGAGAAUGCCAAGAGAGCCCGCGAGUAUUUUCGGAAGAAGGCGAUUGCUGUUGCGCCAUUGGUUAUUCCUCAAGUGAUGUGGGCAAAGAAGAGAAUUCUCGUCAUGGAAUUUAUUGCGGGCCAUCGGCCUGACGACCUCGAAUAUUUAGACUCCAACAAAAUUGAUAGAGACGAGGUGUCCGCGGCGCUGGCGCACAUAUUCAACGAGAUGAUUUUCGGAGAUGGUGCUCCUCUCCAUUGUGACCCCCAUGGUGGGAAUAUCGCUGUCAGGAAAAACAAUUCGAGACGACAGCCAAAUUUUGAUAUCAUUCUCUACGAUCACGGCCUAUAUCGUGACAUCUCCACGGAACUACGACGCAACUAUGCAAAAUUAUGGCUUGCUGUUAUCAAUUCCGAUGAAGCGGGGAUGCGCGAGUAUUCGCAUAAGGUAGCUGGAGUCACAGAUGCCCAAUUCCCUCUGUUUGCGAGUGCGAUUACAGGUAGGGACUACACCGUACUGUUGAAAAAGGAGGUCGUAUCAUCCCGCUCUGAGGAGGAAAAGGAAGCGAUAUCGAGUGCACUUGGCGAGGGCUUGCUUCAAGAACUAGUCCAAAUGCUUGGGAAGGUUCCCCGUAUCAUCCUUUUGAUUCUGAAGACCAAUGAUCUAACCCGCAGCCUCGACGAAAACCUUCACACCCGCCACGGGCCCCUACGCACAUUCUUGAUUCUAGCAAAGUAUGCAACCUGCACCGUCUUCGAGGAGCAAAUGGAAAUCAUUCACAAACACGGUAGCAUCCUGUGGCCACGAAACUUCGUCCGGUUCCUUCAGGCAUGGGCCAACUAUCUACGAGUCGAGAUUAAAUUGGAGUUUUAUGAGCAUUGGCUCUUGCUCAGGGGUCGGCUUGGCUUGCAUAACUGA
Histoplasma capsulatum G186AR is the source of this 1854-nucleotide messenger RNA. RefSeq names its product ABC1 family protein. Bases 1 to 1854 code for a protein of 617 amino acids. The record is from RefSeq and is a predicted model, not a curated record. Gene Ontology annotation, cellular component: mitochondrial inner membrane. The transcript has 4 exons. Gene Ontology annotation, biological process: mitochondrion organization; lipid homeostasis. Lineage: Eukaryota; Fungi; Ascomycota; Eurotiomycetes; Onygenales; Ajellomycetaceae.